Molecule: messenger RNA, 1498 nt
Organism: Triticum dicoccoides
Lineage: Eukaryota; Viridiplantae; Streptophyta; Magnoliopsida; Poales; Poaceae
Product: acetylajmalan esterase-like
Exons: 1
Coding region: 130-1329 (399 amino acids)
Molecular function (GO): hydrolase activity, acting on ester bonds
Source: RefSeq, a predicted model, not a curated record
CGGCAUAAAUAGGGCGCGGCGCUCACAAUCUUUUCCACACCAAAACCUGCCUAUCCAUCGCUACCAAUACACGACCGACCACCUAGCAGUAGCCAGCGUGCUGCAACUUUGUGUGACAGUCAAGAUCAGAUGGCCUCGCCGGCUCUUCUCCGCUACCUGGUUGUGCUACUCCUCCUAGUAGGCUGCCUCGGGUGGCCCGUCCCAUCUUCUCCAGCGCCAUCGUCGGCGCCGCCGAAGACGGUCGAUGGCAUCACGGCCAUAUACAACUUCGGGGACUCCAUAUCGGACACCGGGAACUUCAUCCGGGAAGGGGCCGUCGGGCUGAUGGAGCACACCGGGAAGCUCCCCUACGGCUCCGCCAUCGGCGGCCCCACCGGCCGAUGCUCCGACGGCUACCUCAUGAUCGACUUCCUCGCCCAGGAUCUUGGGCUGCCGUUGCUGAGCCCGUUCCUCGACAAGGGCGCCGACUUCACGCACGGCGUCAACUUCGCCGUCACGGGCGCCACCGCCCUCGACACGGCGGCCCUCGCCAGGAUAGGGGUCAACAUGACCCACACCAACACCUCCCUCGCUGUCCAGCUCCAACGCUUCAAGGAUUUCAUGGCCAGCACCGCCAAAACACCCUCGGAGGCGCGCGAGAAGCUGGCUAGCUCACUGGUCAUGGUCGGGGAGAUCGGCGGGAACGACUACAACUACGCCUUCGCCAUGAACAGCCCCCAGCCCAACGGCGGCCUCAACAACAUCGGGCGCAUGAUAACCGGCGCGGUGGAGUCGCUGGCCCUCGUCCCGCUGGUCGUCAAGUCCAUCACGGGCGCGGCCAAGGAGCUGCUCGACAUGGGCGCCACGCGGAUGGUGAUCCCGGGCAACUUCCCGCUCGGCUGCGUGCCGAGCUACCUCGAGGCCGUGAACGAGACGGACCGGGCGGCGUACGACGGCAACGGCUGCCUCGUGGUGCUCAACCUCUUCGCGCAGAUGCACAACGUGCUGCUGCUGCAGGGCAUCCGGGAGCUGCGCCAGCUCUACCCGUCCGCGACCAUCGCCUACGCCGACUACUUCUCGGCCUACGUGCAGAUGCUCAGGGGGGCGUCCAAGAUGGGAUUCGACGCGGCGGCCGCGACCAAGGCGUGCUGCGGCGCGGGCGGCGGCGCGUACAACUUCGACAUGGACAGGAUUUGCGGCGCGCCGGGGACGGCGGUGUGCGCGAGGCCCGAAGAGUACCUUAGCUGGGACGGCGUCCACCUGACGCAGCAUGCCUACAAGGUCAUGACCGAGCUGCUCUACCACCGAGGCCUCGCGUCUCCUGCGCCGGUGAAUUUCCCGCGCAUGUAGAUCGCCUCUGGUUGGUUUCGACUUUCGACACUUUCAAAGUGUUCGCCCCGCCGUUUGUAUUUUAUUUUCCUUUUCGAGUCUUGUGGAGUGUGGACGGUAGUUUGGUGUUGAUGUAUGUAUGAACUUUUGUGGCGGCAAAUGAAUGGAAGAAAUAACAUGUGAUUUUGCA